Xyrichtys novacula (pearly razorfish) is the source of this 6980-nucleotide messenger RNA. Lineage: Eukaryota; Metazoa; Chordata; Actinopteri; Labriformes; Labridae. The record is from the annotation of a GenBank genome assembly.
GCGUGUGACGUCACCACUAGACGCGGGCGGAGCCUUUUGGAUUCACUCGACCAAGCGUGAUUAUUUUGGUGCCACGGCCGCAAUUUUCACUCCACAGCUAUAAAAAAUACAUCAAAGUGGAGGUACACUCGUCCUGCUUCUCACAAAAUAGGUGUGAAGUCAUCAAAUUGUACAGCUUGCCCAGGAGGUGAGUACAUUCCUUAGGAGCCAGAGAUUCUGCACUUGUCAUGGGCUGUGUGCUUCGAUCACACACGCACAUGCACACGCACGGGCUCGGCCGCGCGCGCGGGCACACACACACACACACACACACACACACACACACACACACACACACACACACACACACACACACACACACACACACUGUUUUCAUGUGUGCAUUACUGUCUCUCUGUCAGUAGAAAAUACACCCCCAAUAUCAACUUUCUUUAACUCUAUUAACAUACUAACUUCUUUUUCUUAUACUUCUGCUUUUCUUUUCUAUACUUUCUACAUUUAUACAAUUAAUUUAACUUAAGCUGUUUCAUACUUUCUACAUUCAGAUGUAGGGCAGUAACUGAAGCAGGGCAAUAGAUGGUGCUGUUCUGCAUUCUCAAGUUACUAUGGUUGGAUGCUGCAGACUGCAAAAAUCUGUUUUACUAUUUGUACUUUUAAUGGGAACAUUGUUACACAUUAUUUUAAGGCAUUUGUUUUUCAAAUUCAAUUAUCCUUAUUAUCAGUUCUGUUUAUUCACAUCAAUCAGAUACGUUUUUCACUUAGGCUAUCAGACAAUUUGUACAUUAAUCCAACUAAUUUACCUCCAGCUAUACUACAAUUCUUCCAUUCAUACAAUUUCUUCUUAUUCUACUCCACCUUUUCAACAGUUUUUCUGUUCAUACCUUCCUCCAUUUUUUAUUGGCAGUUUUGCAUUGCUUUUUCAGCACUCAGCAUUUCCACGCAUUUUCUGCAAGGAAAUGCAAUUUUUCUAGUUAUUAUUGCUAGUAUAAGCCAAGCUUACGUGGUUUUUACUGUCAGUCUGAGCCAAACCUACAGCAUUUCAGCUGUUGAGGCCCUUAGCUUCUCAGGAUUGCACUUGUCAUGACUUUGCAGUUUAGCGAAGAAACGUCCAAAAUUCAAGUCAACAUAUUCAAAUUCCUAUGAGUAAUAGCCCAAAGUUUAAAUGCUCAAAUGCCAGCAUAAGACAGAGGUUAAGGAAUGAGACAAUAUGGUGCAGAUUGUAGUCUCGUUAGCCAAACUGCUCUACAGGUGUUGUUAAUUAGCACACGCCCAGGUGGAGACAUUCACAACAGCAACACAAAGAGAAAAGUAAGUCCCUCUGUUUCACUGUUAUCCCUCCCUUCUUUUGGUGCCAUUUUUCUUUUAAUGGGUUAUUCAUGUUUAUAUUUUUUUGUAUUUAGGCCUGAUGGCCAGUAAAAUUUUGUGAGUGCUCAAGUUGAAUGUUGCCAUGAUGGUAGCCUACAUUGUCUUUUCACUAUUGGAGGUACUCAGUGUUAUUUAAGAAAACAUCAUUUGAAGUCUUAUUUCAACUUCCUACUUUAGUUUUCAGACAUUACAUGAACACAAAAGGAGUAAUGUCAGGGGAACAAAUAAAAUGCCUUUAAAUAUAGUAUAAAACAGAACAGGAGGCUGUAUUUGUCCAGACUUGGUUGUAAGAUGUUGGCUAUCUCUUAUACAUAACCCCAACCCUCCUCUGAAAUUCCCAUGUUUCCAUACAGGGUCACUCCCUCAUAGGUUUCACGCUGUUAUAUUAUUUAACAAGAAUUCUUUGUUGGCUUUAUUUAUUUUUUUAAUCAUCAUUGUGUCUUUAAACAUGCAGUAGAUGGAGGAUUUGUCUGUCCAGCACGCCAUGGUGUCACUUUUUUGGAUUCCUCAGCCAUUUGGUCCUUCAUAUUGUUUUGGUUUCAUGUCAAAUGAGGAUGUUUUUUUAAUCUAUGUUUUGCUCAUAUCAUUUUGGUUGUUCUCUUUUCUGUUUGUUUUUGUCUUGGUUCUUACAUUGUUUUCUUAUAUAAUUUUAUCACAGCACCUUGGAACCUGGUUUGAAAAGAGCCAUAUAGGUAUAGUUUUUACAUUAUCACUUCUGGAUCUCAGCGCCGGACCAAUAUAAUUUAUUUCUGUCAUAAAGCCACACUUGUGUUAGAUCAAUGUGAAAUAAUGUACACACAACUUGAGAAUUAAGUUGACAUUGAAUUGGGAGAUGAUCGAGAUAAUGGGAUCCUGUCAGGAGUCUCAGUUGGUAGUAUGACUCUUUUGUCACUGUAGGGGUGAAAGUGUUAUCACACUAUAAGGUUUUGUGCGAACAUUUGGACAUCAUACGUAUGAAAACAAUUUGAAACACAGCCAGCAGUUUUGUCCAGACAGAAUGCUGAAAAAUAUGUGAUACUUUUCUAUCAUCUUUUAGAUUUGGAUCAUUUUAAUUGUGUAAACAUGAAGUCUCAACAACAUGGUGGCCUAGUUUUAUAACAUGAUGAUAUGACGACAGAGGGAGGUGUCAUCACUUCUUUUCUACAUGCACGGACAGGCCAUUGUGUGAGAUAACACAAGGUAGACAUUGAACUAUGACUUCAUCAUUCACAAGGGAAAUUCUCAAGAGUGCUUUCAAGCAGUUGCACCUCGCAGUCAUCAGACCUGCGAGCUCGGUACAAGAUACACGCCACAAACAUGUUGAAACCUUGUGCUGUUCAAUAUAAAACUAAUGUUCUCCCUUUUGAAUAUUGAGAAUUGAAGACAUUUACUAAAGUAGAAUAUGGUUCCUUGACUUAAUUUGAAUCAGAAACUCAGAAAAAUAUGUUGAAAUAUGACCAAAAAAAAUUCUAAUGUGAUAUAAUUGUAUUCUUUUAGGGCUAUGAACCCAAUUAAAAAUUUUCAUAACCCCAGAUAAGCUGUCUCUUGAUCAUUAACUUGUGUCUAUGAAAACUAUAUUCACUCAAAUUAAAUUUCCCCACCACAACAACUUUGGCAGAGGUUAUAUAAAUUUAGCAAGAACAGCACAGGGCACUGAAAAAAAAUGUUUUCCUUUUCAACCUCAUUCCAGUCGAGAUUUCCAAGAUAAUCUGGGGAAUCAGCUUUUCACAUACAGGAUUUAUUUGUUCUAAUUCUUCAGCAGAAAGUAGGUUCAGUGAAGGCUGUUUCAACAGGCUGAUACCAUGAAUGUAAAUCAUAAAUUUAAACCAAAAUGUUCCUACAUUCAUACAACUACAGGAGAAUAAGAAAUGUAUUUUAACUAAAAAGGAGAUCUAUCUGCUCAGGAUUAUCGUUGAGAACAACUUUCUUGACUUGAACAAGAUUUACUCGAGGGUUUUCACAGAAGAGUGUCAGUGGGAGUGUUUAUAAAGAAUUACCCAAUAAAGCGGCUCAUAACUAGCUCACCAGUCACCAGCACAAAGUUCAGUGACAAAGUGAUGCAAGAAAGUGCAGCCAGAAAGAGUGCAUGUUAUUUAGUCAUCAAUACAGAGUGCAGAGCAGCACUUUGAGGACACUUCGGUGAGGACAGGACAGCCCAGCAGCGGGGACAGGUCCACCUUUUUAAAGCUGUAAGAUUGUUUCUAGUUUUGUGUCACUUUUAUACAUUGACUCAAAGCUAUUUCUGCUUCUUUUGUGAGUCUGUUUUUAAUGUAGCCCCCUCAAAGUGUUGAGGUGUUUCCUUGCUCUUUAUGUCUAAUGCUAUACCGAUGUUUCCUCUAAUUACAGGUGGAUCAUCCCUCAGAUGGAGUAUGCGAUGAAGUCCCUCAGCCUUCUGACUCCAUCUUCCCUCUCCAAGUAAGAGUGCUCCUCUAUCAGACAGGAACAUUUCACCCUUUGAUUACUGUCAAUAGUUUAAUGUUAUAAAGUUUUACCGAUGUGUGUUGUCUCUCUGUCCUCAGAUGUGUGACAGCAAGUGUCUCAGCCAGCGCCUCCAUGACUCAGCAGUUGCUGGCUGGUCGAGGUUCUCGGCCAAAGCCCUACAGGGUCACUAACGCUGACCGCAGUGUGAAGAAAGGUAUCAUGGCAGACACACUCAAGGACUUGAUGAACAAGGUGAGGAGGACGGAGAGGGUUGAGAGUUAGAGGACGGUGUGAGGUGGUUAAAAGUGAAUGAUCAGAUGGUUAUUAUUACCUAUAUGACAGACUGGCCUGUUACUCACUCAUUGCAGCGUCAUCUGUUUCAUCGUGUAUGCUUUGAAAUCAAGCUGGUGACACAUGGGGUGUACAUGUUCACACUGCUUCACCUUUGAGUAACACUUCAAUAGUCUGACUCACAUGAUAUGUGGCAAAUAAUAGAGCACGUUAUUGUAUAUGCCCACUCUCUCAGGCCGGCGACUCAUUCAGCAUACUGUGUGUCAGCACUCUGCUGUUGGAUGAAGAUGGCACAGGAGUGGACACUGAGGAGUUCUUCCAAACCCUGCCUGAAAACGCUGUCCUCAUGGUGCUUGAGGAAGGCCAGAAGUGGACCCCUCAUACAGUAUGACAUGAAACUCUUCAAAUUUACCACUAGGUGACACUGUUGAUCAGCUGCCUUAACUUAAAGCUGCCCAGUGCAACUCUAAAUAUUGUAAUCAACUACCUUUAGUAUACCAAUGACUGUUUGAUAUGAUGACUGCACAGAAAGGGGAGAAUCUGUUAAUUUUAUGCUGCUUGCAACUGAUACAAAAACACAAUAACUGGUAAUCAGCAAACUCGGUCUUUUUUCCCUUUUAAUAGAUGGGAAAAUGGUUGAUAUUAUGCAAAAGCAGAUUACUAAGUAAACAUUGGAGAUGAGUUUUGCUUUCUUUAACUUCUGUAAAAAAAUCAAGAGCUGGGGUGGGAUGCAAUGGUCUGAUGCAUACAGUGAACACUGAAGUAACCUCGCGCCAACUUCACUGUCUGCUGGAGAUGCCUGCCUCUGUCUUUGGCACGGUUUUUUGGCUCUAAGGUGCCUCUGUUCACCUCGUUUAUGUCUCUCCCCACAGAACAGCCCCCACAAAGAUCAGCUCAGCGAGUGCGGCCAACAGCACCGGAUGGAUGUGGCCAAACUGACCUUCGACCUCUACAAGAACCAUCCAAACGAUUUCAUUGGCUGCUUAAAUGUGAAAGCGACCCUGUAUGGAGCUUACUCCUUGUCCUACGACCUGCGCUGUUAUGCUGCUAAAAAUUUGCUGAAGUAAGUGAAAUGCUGUGGUUUGACAAAUUUAUCUGGACUGUUAUGUAAUCACUGUGUAUUUCUACAUGAUGCCAAAUCAAGAUCCACUGUCAAAGUUAAAUGGAGGUGACAAUUGAUCAAUUCUUAUGACUUUCAAACCAUGUAUCACUUAGAAGUUUCUCUGCCCAAAUUACGAACAUGUAAAGCCCUAAUACAUCUAUCCAAGUACUCACAGGGUUAGUAAAAUACAACCUGUCAGGUUUGUGAAAAACAAAGAUGAGUUGUCAUACAGAUUAGAAUGCUUCUAUCAUCCAAUUUACUCAAAUGGUGUUUGUCUAUGGAGUGUCUUUGUUGGAAACAUUUUUCUUUUGACCUCUCACUUUCUUUUGCUUUCUCUCUGUGCACUCUGCCACCAGGGAGGCUUUGCGAUGGACCAUAUUCUCCAUGCAGGCUACAGGUCACAUCCUCCUGGGCUCCUCCUGUUACAUCGAACAUCUUCUGGAAGAGGACGAGCAAGCAGAGACGAGCCUCGCUCUGCCACAGGAGAGCAGGAUCAGACAGCUGCAGGGGAUGCUGCUUGGAAAAAUAUCCCACUAAUGAUGGACAAGAUUUUCACUCUAUGUAGAUGAAACAGGUGCUCUUUGCCUGCUCAUGUUGUCUAUGCAGUUUGCACACUAUUGUUCAGAGACACUUUUAUGCUGUUACCUUUCAUUGCAAUAUUUGUACAUAGAACUUUUUCCACAGAAAGCACUUUUACUCACCGGUGUGCAACUCGAUCCUUUGAUGACGAAUAAAUAAAACAAAUGAUUUUUAGUUUCCUGUUCCUAUGAGUCCAUUUCAGCUAACAAAGGUCUACAAGUGAUCCUGGAUUCACAGAAUCAGACCAUUAAGCUGGUCGUGUGUGUGUGUGUGUGUGUGUGUGUGUGUGUGUGUGUGUGUGUGUGUGUGUGUGUGUGUGUGUGUGUGUGUGUGUGUGUGUGUGUGUGUGUGUGCGUGCGUGCGCCUGUGUGUGCGUGUGGUUCGUCAUAGUUAGCGUAAUUGGCAAUGGGUCCAGCUGUCUCUCCCACGCUUCCUUAAUUGUCCCUUGGUCUAUACUACACUGUCAGCUGCAGCCUGCCUCUGCCUCAGAAAACCAAAAGAGGAGAGAAGGAAGAGCAAGCAGCUGCAGGGGACAAGAGGUUAGAAACAAACUGUUACAAUUGGAGCAAAGAUGGGCUUCAGCUACAAGAAGUGCCACUUCUACUAUUUUAUUUUAGAUAGUGGCAACAAAAAGCCGAGGACACACUGACUCCAAAUUCAUGUGAUGAUGAAUGCUUGAGGCGUAGACAGCAGCGGGUCUAGAGCCUUUGCUGUCCAGCUUGUUUCUUCCCUUCUCUGUUCAGAAAAAAUUUGGAACAUAAAAUCAACAAGCAGUUUUUUUUCUGAUAGUUUAAACAACCUAAUGAGAGGCACUAAAUGGCUCAUAACAUCAGAUUCCUUUUUCUAUGCAUUAAAUGAACAAAUUUAGAGAAUGCAUAAUGGUACUACUGACACAUUUUUCUUGUUAUAUUUCCUUUGUAUCAAGUGUAUAUCUCAUAUGAAUGCAUGACCUUUAGUUGCACAAUGAUGUGCACACAUAAUGUAUAGCUGAAUGCAUACCAUGUGCUGUUUCUUUUUGUGUGCUUUGAAAUGAGUCAUGAGAUGCUGAACAUUUCCAUCUCAAAAUGAAUGGUAAUGGAUCACAACCAUAUAACUCUACCUUUACAAUGGUUCUCUCUACUUUUCUUUCCACCCAUUUCAAGUGUUCACAUCCUCCUGACAAAAUCCUCCAACAAUGCACCUCUUUCCCUUUUUUUUUGUUAAUUAUAAUUUCCUAAAUAAUAAAUAAUUCCUAAAUAAUGAA